Molecule: messenger RNA, 268 nt
Organism: Racocetra persica
Lineage: Eukaryota; Fungi; Glomeromycota; Glomeromycetes; Diversisporales; Gigasporaceae
Source: the annotation of a GenBank genome assembly
GAACUUCACAAUAUUUUUGCAAAUCAUGGCCAGACUGGUAUGGGUGCUCUUCGGGGACGCACUAUGGUACAGAUAAAUACUAGUAAUAGCUUUAGAAAUCCUUCAAUUGCCUAUGACUAUGCAAAUACUGCUAGGGGUGAACCUAUAGGAGACUUUUACUCAAAACUCUUAAAAUAUAGAAAAAUGCUUAAUUUUGAUGAGCAACAGAUUAAGAGACAAUUUCUAAGAGGUUUUUCUCCAGACUUGGAGGAUGAUGCAGAAUGUAUUG